Messenger RNA from Nicotiana tabacum (common tobacco), 462 nucleotides. NCBI's taxonomy places the organism in Eukaryota, Viridiplantae, Streptophyta, Magnoliopsida, Solanales, Solanaceae. The record is from RefSeq and is a predicted model, not a curated record.
AUGGAUUUGGGGGCCUGGAAGAGUAGUGAUGACGCAUGUGUUAUGUGGUCGAUGACAACGAACUGUAUUAGGAAGGUUGCGAGGGAGGUGUUAGGGGUCUUAAUGGGUUACUCUGGCGGGCACAAAAGAGAUUGGUGGUGGAAUGAGGAGGUUCAAGGAAAAGUGGAAGCAAAUAAAGCGGCAUACUUGAAGUUAGUGCAGAGUACAGACGAGGAUGAGAGAAGAGCGAACACGGCAGGGUAUAAGAAGGCAAGGAAGGAGGCGAAGCUAGCGGUCACUGAUGCCAAGAAUGCAGCGCUUAGUCGUUUGUAUGAAGAGUUGGGGGAAAAAGGCGGGGACAAGAAAUUAUUUUGGUUGGCCAAGGCGAUAGAGAGAAAGGCUCGUGAUCUGGAUAAAGUGAGGUGCAUCAAAGACGAGGAAGGAAGAGUUUUAAUGGAUGAGGCUAUGAUUAAGAGGAGAUGA